AUGGGGCUGUGCACCAAAAACAAAGCUCGCUCUCCCUCCCGCCGGGGGAAAGCUGUUGAGAUCGAGCCUGCUGGAGCAGCAGCAGCAGCAGCAGAGCCAGCAGCAGCAGCAGCAGCAGCAGCAAAGGAGCCGCUUCCAGAGGAAGAUGUGCAUGCAGCCCCAGAGUGUCAAGCGGACAAGCAGACAGUUGAGGGUGAGGACCCAGCCUCAUCGUCUCACCGACCUACGCUGGAAAUAGCAGCAACAGCAGCAGUAGCAGCAGAAGCAGCAGCAACAGCAGCAGCAGCAGCAGCAGCAGCAGCAGAUUCUGCUGUUGAUGGGCCCCCAACGAGAAGAGGAGUCGAUGAUGGAAUACACGGAAACAGCCCCCCAACACGCAACGACUCAGCUGCAACCUCUUGUGCGGGGAUGACGGACGCAGGGGCCCUCAGCAGAGCAGCAACGCUGCAGCAGCUGCAGCAGCAGCAGCAGCAGCAGCAGCAGGAGAAAGAGAAGGAAGAAGAAAGAAAGAAAGAAGGAGAGAAAGAUAGGGAAACAGAGAAAGAGAAAGAGCAGCAGCAGCAAACUGAAGCAGCAACAGCAGCAACAGCAGCAGCAGCAGCAGAACGAAAAGACACAGAACCAAUGCUAGCAAUAAAAGACGGAGAAGCAACACCACCACCACAAUCAUCAUCAUCAUCAUCAGCAGCAGCAGCAGCAGCAGCAGCAGCAGAAGGAAAAGAAGAAGAAGAUGCUGCUGCUGCUGCUGAUAUAACAAUGACGCUGCAGCGGACGUUUACUUCUCUCAAGGAGAGUCUAAGCCGCAGCUACAUGAGUCUACGUUCAGCAGCAAACAACAACAGCAGCAGCAGCAGCAGCAGCAGCAGCAGCAGCAGCAGCAGCAGCAGCAGCGAGGGUUUGUUUGCUGCUGAGGAGUGUUUAUGCGGUAUGUUUCCGUGUAUGUUGGGUGAUUGGUCUGAAGACGAAGCAGCAGCAGCAGCAGCAGCAGCAGGAGAACCACCAGCAGCAGCAGCAGCAGCAGCAGCAGCAGGAGAAGCAGGUGAGCUGCUGCUGCCGCCUAUGCAAAUAACAAUGAUUAUAAACACACCAGCAGGCCCCUACAUAAGAGCCAUACCCCCCGAGCUGCUUACUGAUGCUGUAGAUAUGGGCUUUAUAACAAAAGAAGAAAUAAAAAAACAACAACAAAGAUACAACGAAAAAUAUAAACAUAUUCAGACCCAGGCUUAUACACAUACUGAUCUUAGGGUCUAA
Molecule: messenger RNA, 1251 nt
Organism: Eimeria mitis
Lineage: Eukaryota; Apicomplexa; Conoidasida; Eucoccidiorida; Eimeriidae
Exons: 1
Coding region: 1-1251 (416 amino acids)
Source: RefSeq, a predicted model, not a curated record